AUGGAUUUGAAAGGAGGCUCAGAGAGCAGCAAUGAGAGCAUUCGGCCCUCCAACCUGGAAUCCUUCGCCAGUAGAUCCACUCUGCACGGGAUCAGCCACAUUUUUGCCUACGGCCCAAUGAGCAUCCGCAGGAUCCUGUGGAUUCUUUCCUUCCUGGGUUCCUUCAGUCUCCUGUCACUGGUCUGCGUGGAGCGGGUCACUUAUUAUUUCGAAUACCCUCACGUGACCAAACUGGACGAGGUAUCAGCUGGGAACCUGACCUUUCCCGCUGUCACGAUCUGUAACCUCAAUGAGUUCCGCUUCUCCCAGAUCACCCAGAACGACCUGUACCAUGUCGGCGAGUUCCUGGCACUGCUGAACGAGCGCUACGAGAUCACCAGGCCGGCGCUGGCGGAGCCCCACGUCCUGGCUGCCCUGAAGAAACUCGCCAACUUUCGUCACUUCAAACCCAAACCAUUCAACAUGUCCGACUUCUAUAAUCGUACGGGCCACACCAUCCACGACAUGCUGUUAAUGUGCACCUAUCGCGGUGAAAACUGUACUCACCACAACUUCACCACCAUUUUCACCCGAUACGGGAAAUGCUACACCUUCAACUCAGGGAAGGAUGGGAAACCCCUCCUCACUACCAUGAAGGGAGGCACAGGGAAUGGCCUGGAAGUGAUGCUGGACAUUCAGCAGGAUGAGUACCUGCCAGUCUGGGAUAAGACAGAAGAAACAUCCUUUGAGGCUGGUUUGAAGAUUCAGAUCCACACCCAGGAGGAGCCCCCGUACAUCCACGAGCUGGGAUUCGGAGUUGCUCCAGGUUUCCAGACCUUUGUCUCCACACAGGAACAGCGGAUCAUGUAUCUCCCCCCACCGUGGGGGGACUGCAGAAUAUCAAACAUCAACUCGGGCUUCUUCAGCACCUACAGUAUCACAGCGUGCAGGAUCGACUGUGAGACCCGCUACCUGGUGGAGAACUGUAACUGCCGCAUGGUGCACAUGCCGGGGAAUGCUGAUGUCUGCACCCCAGAGCAGUAUAAGGACUGUGCUGACCCAGCCUUGGAGUUUCUGGUGGAACAGGACAGUAGUUACUGUAUGUGUGAGACUCCCUGUAACGUGACACGGUUUGGGAAAGAGAUUUCCAUGGUGAAGAUUCCCAGCAAAGCCUCAGCAAAAUUCCUCGCCAAGAAAUUUAACAGAACAGAGCAGUACAUCAUGGAGAACAUUCUGGUGCUGGACAUUUUUUUUGAGGCUCUCAACUACGAGACCAUUGAACAGAAGAAAGCCUAUGAGGUUGCGGGAUUACUCGGUGACAUUGGGGGUCAGAUGGGUCUGUUCAUUGGAGCCAGUAUUUUAACCAUCUUGGAAAUUUUUGAUUAUUUGUAUGAGGUUUUUAAAGACAAGGUUUCUGGUAUCGUAAAACGCAAGAAAAGGCCAAAGAGAAGCCACAGUGACAAUCUGAGUACCUGCGAUACCCUGAGGAGCCACACAGACAGCCUGGCCUACACUCCCAACAUGCUGCCUCGCCAUCCUACCCUGGGCAACUUUGAGGAGUUUGCCUGCUGACCCCUCCUGCCCAUCCCCGAGGGAGUUCCCAGGGAGGCAGAAGCAGCACGAGCGAGAGCAAGAGGGAGGCAGAGCGAUGACGUCUCAUUCCAAACCAAAGCAGGGAAAGCUGGGAGAGUCUGAAGGGGAGACCAGCAGGAACCAGCAGGUGUGUGGGACACAGUAGCAGCUCCAAAGGAGCCUUGGAUCAUCACCAAAGUCCACCCAACCCUCGUUCAAGACAUUGACUGUCUCAAGUUCUCUUCAAAGUCUGCAUUUCCACUGUUAAAUAUUCCUGUAAUUAUUGUACAGACAGCUGUGCGGGAGCAGCAGGUACAAUGUAAAUGAACAGAAGUAACAGCCAAUUACCGGCCGGUCGUUCACACUUUAAUGAAGCUUUGACAACUGCUUUAUUUUACAACUAACCCUGAAACCCUUCGGAGCAGCGUCGAGAGCCCCACACCUCAGGCUCAAUUCUUCACUCAAGUGUCCAGCAUCGAGCCAGCCACAGGCAGGGCACUACCAUCCCUGAUGAAGGCCUUAUACCCGAAACGUCGAUUCUCCUGCUCCUCGGAUGCUGCCUGACCUGCUGCGCUUUUCCAGCACUACCCUCUCGACUCUGAUCUCCAACAUCGGCAGUGCUCACUUUCUCCCUAUCGCUGACAGUCACGGCUCGCGGCUCUCUGUCAAUCAGGGGAGUGAAUCUUCAGGAAACUAAUGUGUCCACAAUGGAGUCAGCCCCACAAUGCUGCUUCAUGGACUAGGCCGGUGUGUCCCAGACAUUACUACAGCAACACAGAGCCUGGAGAGGCAGGGUCUGCCACCAACUACAUCACUCUUAGUUCAUCCAAUUCCUGCUGUCCAUCACUCCCCGAUCAAUCAACCCAUCACUCCCAGAUCAGCCCCUCACUCCCAGAUCAAUCAACCCAUCACUCCCAGAUCAGCCCCUCACUCCCAGAUCAGCCCCUCACUCCCAGAUCAAUCAAUCCAUCUCUCCCAGAUCAAUCAAUCCAUCACUCCCAGAUCAAUCAACCAUUCCUAAAUCAGUUGAUCACACCUAGAUCAAUCGAUCACUCACAGGUCAGUCAAUCACCCAUGCACUUCAAAGAAUAUAAUCCUCCCCCCCGGUCUAACUCCUCCAACAACACUCUACUCUUUCACAAUAAAGUACAGCAGGUCAGGCAGCAUCCGAGAGCAGGAGAGUCGAUGUUUCGGACAUGAAGGGGUUGUCUCUCCUGCUCCUCAGAUGCUGCCUGACCUGCUGUGAGUUUCCAGCACCACACUCUCGCCUCUGGUCUCCAGCGUCUUCAGUCCUCACGUUCCACAGAACGGAGAUACUGUUCCAACAUAGAUACUGGGUAAGUGCAGGUUGGUACGACAGUAUGUGAUUAUGUGCAGGGAGAGGCUGCAGUAAGGGGACUCAGUGCGAGGGAGCGCUGUGAGUGCAGAGUGUGAGGGUACACGGUGAGGGAGCAGUGGGGAGAGGUGUGUGUACAGGACAGUGUGUCGCACGGGGAGAGGUGUGUGUACGGGACAGUGUGUCGCACGGGGAGAGGUGUGUGUACGGGACAGUGUGUCGCACGGGGAGAGGUGUGUGUACGAGACAGUGUGUCGCACGGGGAGAGGUGUGUGUACAGGACAGUGUCUCGCACGGAGAGAGGUGUGUGUACGGGACAGCGUCUCGCACGGGGAGAGGUGUGUGUACAGGACAGUGUCUCGCACGGGGAGAGGUGUGUGUACAGGACAGCGUCUCGCACGGGGAGAGGUGUGUGUACGGGACAGCGUCUCGCACGGGGAGAGGUGUGUGUACGGGACAGUGUCUCGCACGGGGAGAGGUGUGUGUACGGGACAGCGUCUCGCAUGGGGAGAGGUGUGUGUACAGGACAGUGUCUCGCACGGGGAGAGGUGUGUGUAUGGGACAGUGUGUCGCACGGGGGAAGGUGUGUGUAUGGGACAGUGUGUCGCACGGGGAGAGAUGUGUGUACAGGACAGCGUCUCGCACGGGGAGAGGUGUGUGUAUGGGACAGUGUGUCGCAUGGGGAGACGUGUGUGUAUGGGACAGUGUGUCGCACGGGGAGAGAUGUGUGUACAGGAUAGCGUCUCGCACGGGGAGAGGUGUGUGUACGGGACAGUGUGUCGCACGGGGGAAGGUGUGUGUACGGGACAGUGUGUCGCACGGGGAGAGAUGUGUGUACAGGACAGCGUCUCGCACGGGGAGAGGUGUGUGUAUGGGACUGUGCGUCGCACGGGGGAAGGUGUGUGUACGGGACAGUGUGUCGCACGGGGAGAGAUGUGUGUACGGGACAGUGUGUCGCACGGGGAGAGGUGUGUGUACGGGACAGUGUGUCGCACGGGGAGAGGUGUGUGUACAGGACUGCGUCUCGCACGGGGAGAGGUGUUUGUACGGGACAGUGUGUCGCACGGGGAGAGGUGUGUGUACGGGACAGUGUGUCAGACGGGGAGGGGUGAAAGUGGUGAAAAAUGUGUUGCUGGAAAAGCGCAGCAGGUCAGGCGGCAUCCAAGGAGCAAGAAAAUCGACGUUUCUUCAGGGCUUAUGCUCGAUUCUCCUGCUCCUUGGAUGCUGCCUGACCUGCUGCGCUUUUCCAGCAACACAUUUCUCAGCUCUGAUACUCAGCAUCAACAGUCCUCACUCCCUCAGAGGUGUAUGUGUGGACAGGACAGUGUCAGAGACACAGCUCCCCUGUUAGUAACUCUGGCCUCACUUCCCAUGAUCAGUAGCGCUAUUGUAAGUGAGGAAGGAGAUGACUCGUACUGAUGUCAGUUUAUCAUGCUGUCAUUGCCUUUUGGAAUGGGGUGCCUCUCCAUUGGCAGGCCCGGUUACCCCAGUAGUGACAUCACUAGCCUCGCAAUCCCAAUCCCAGGUUAAUAUUCUGCAGAUUCCGGUUCAAAUCCCAUGAUAGCAGAUGGUCAAAUGUGAACUCAAUCAAAGUGUGGUAUUCUGGGCGUGGUGCUGUCAUGGGCAAGAUCAGCUGGUGACAAGCUUCUGGGUCUCACUGAUGUCCUUCAGUGAGGGAAAUCUGCCAUCCUUACCCAGUCUGGCCUACAUGUGACUCCAGACUCACAGCAAUGUGGUGAACCUUAACAGCCCUCUGGGUGAGAAAUGCAGGCUAUGAACACAUCAAAACACGGCCAGGAUGAUGUGUGGAGCGGGUGACCACGUUGCAGAGCAGCUCUGAGUGCUCCCCUCCCGGGGGUCAGUGAUUUUAAUUUUCCAUCUUGUUUCUCCUCUGACCUUUCAGUCAGUGACCAGCGACAGUGUUACAGUGAAGCACAACGCAAAGAUUAACCCCCAUCCCCUUCAAUAACGCACCUUCAUAACCAUGGCCCUUCUCUUCCAGUGUUUGCUCUUGCUUUCUGGGUGGUGGGUUUGUCUUUGCUCGUUUCUUCCGUGGUCAUUCAUGUUGUAUUCAGUUGGUUGUUAUGUAGCUACUGACGCCUGUUCGGGAGACCGUUAUUGUUCUAGCCCAUGUCCACGUGCAUGAUCCCUCCCUCGUCUGUUGCUUCAUGAAAUCGGGCGUUACUCAAUCACUCCGCGUCUGCCACAGCUCUUCCCUUAUUUCUGUUCCCGCCUUAAAGGUUCAUAAAUGCUGAUGAAACCUGAACCAUAAACCUUGUUUCAGGAGCUGCCCGGCCUGUUGAGUAUUUCCAGCAUUUCCUGGCCUCGGGUCAGAUUUCCUGCGGUCCAGCUGCCUUGUUUUGUGUGGAGUUACACAGGGAGCUGUGGGAGAAAGCCAGUCACUCACCCCCAUACGGUCAACACCGCUGGCCAGCUCCCUCCCACCUGCCAUCUUGGGACUCAGAGGGGGCACAUACUGGGCCAGACCCACCGAACCCUCCUUACCCCCUCCCAGAGUGAUUGGGUGCAGGAGGCAACAUUUUAGUGAAGAGGUGAACACAGUUGGAAUUUUUUUCGAGAAUUCUGUACUGAGGUGAGAUUCCUGCCUUAGAACCUCAGGGUCAGGGGUCAGGGGUCGGCUAUUCAGCCCCUUUCAGCCUGCUCCUGAUUCUAUUCAAUAAGAUCAUUCAACCGAGUCCCCCGUCCCUGCUUUCUCCCCAGAUCCUUUAGCCCCAAGAACUACACCCAAUGCCUUCUUGAAAACAUUCAGUAUUUUAGCCUCAGCCCCUUUCUGUGCUGGAUAAUCCCACAGGCUCCCCCACUCUCUGGGUGAAGACAUUCCCCACCCCCCCACCUCAGUCUGAAAUGGCCCACCGUAUCCUGAGACUGUGACCCCCGCCUGGUUCUGGACUCCCCGCUCACCGGGAACAUCCUUCCUGUGUUUACCCUGCCCAGUCCUGGUAGAUUUGUGGUGGGACAGCCUGCAGAAGUGUUGCGUGGUUGUAGACGGUGGAUGUGGGGCUGGGUUGGAUGCUUUGUGAAUGGAGCUGUCCUUUGUGUUCCUUGUUACUCCAGUUCCUGUGUGUAUGACCCUGCAUGCUGACCAUUCCAUUCGGCCUUUAUGAUAUAUAUAUAUAUAUAUAUAUACAUACACAUAUAUAUGAAUAUUAAUAUGCCAGUAAUGAUAUACUCCAGCACAUAUCAAACUCUUCUCCAUUGUC
Molecule: messenger RNA, 6108 nt
Organism: Hemiscyllium ocellatum (epaulette shark)
Lineage: Eukaryota; Metazoa; Chordata; Chondrichthyes; Orectolobiformes; Hemiscylliidae
Gene: asic1c
Product: acid-sensing (proton-gated) ion channel 1c
Exons: 10
Coding region: 1-1551 (516 amino acids)
Biological process (GO): sodium ion transmembrane transport
Cellular component (GO): membrane
Source: RefSeq, a predicted model, not a curated record